Molecule: messenger RNA, 1614 nt
Organism: Histoplasma mississippiense
Lineage: Eukaryota; Fungi; Ascomycota; Eurotiomycetes; Onygenales; Ajellomycetaceae
Exons: 2
Coding region: 1-1614 (537 amino acids)
Source: RefSeq, a predicted model, not a curated record
AUGGCUGUGAAUAUGAACUUCAUCCCGUACUCUCCGCUUCCGCCCAAGCCUCCCAUGCCCCAUCCCACCAAGCACCACACCCCUGAACACCGUCUUCCCCAGCCAGUCCCUUUGCCGUCUGCACAAUUUAUCCCUGAACCACCGCUUACACACUCUCUACCCUUCCCUCCUCCCUGCCCUCCUCUUCCCUUCUGUAGAGAUGCCCGCAAGGGCCCCGACAGCCAGAUCGGGGGUCGAGAUUCGAGCGCUCUACUGAACGAGUUCGACGCUGAAUUGGAGCGCUGGGAGGUCGUGGAGGUGGUCGACAUGAGCAGUCCCAAUUCCACCGACCAGGGAGCCGUUGAGCCUUCUAGCCCACGUACCAGCGGGUUCCAAGGUAGGCGCCCCUUCGCGAGGGAGGAUCUUAUGGGCAAUCGGCAGAUUGAAGCUGCAACUUUUUCUCCAAGCUCAACUGCUCCAGGCCCCAAGCCCUGCAGGGACGCCUCAAGCGGGAAAACCCCCCAGAAGGCCGGCCGAUCGUCAUCUCAGGAAAUUGUCUCUCCCCUCCCUGAUAGCAAUACCAUGCUGGACGAGUCCGAAGCGAAAGCCUCGUGCCAACCGCCUGGCUUGGUGGAUUCCCCCGACCAACUUCCGUACAGUUCAGCAAAGCUACCAGUCCCAGAAGGCAGCCAAGAACAUCCAAUCCUUAUUGACUUGAAGAGCGGUGAAAAGGAUUCUCCGAACAGUAUCAAAUCCAAGAUUAUUGGUCCUGCUGUGCGCACCAGUGCCACAGACCGAGGGAUCGCGGAUAGCACAUCUUCCAGCACAGAUGCCGAAUCGGACCCUGGGACUCCCGGCAAUCCUGGAAAGUGCGAUGGGGGAGAGCACCGACCGAUGAGGCGGCGAGGCGUGCGGCACAUGGGUGUUCGAGUCGAGAUUCCUUCCACACCAGACGCUCUCCAGGAGACAGAGAGGCGAGGCGAUAGGACCGAUCCCAGCGACGACAGUGACAACAAUAACUCCAGCGACUGCAGCGAAGACGACGAUGAUGAUGACCAUGUUGUCACUAGGCGGUCGCGGAAGCGGCGGAAACUCUCGGCGCGGUCCUCCGUGUCCACUGUCUCUUCCACAGCAUGCGCAGACGAUCCUUCCCUGACUGCUUUACCAAACGAUAAGAAGUCACGGAGUCCGGCGAAGAAGUACUAUAAAAAUCCGGCCAGUGAUUCCUCCCGUGUGCCCGGUGUCCCACAAGAUGAUACGGUGACGAAACACUCGGGCGAUGACAUACCAGUUUCCGGGUUUCUUUCGAGCCACCUGAGCGGGUCCAAAGUGUGCUAUACUAUAACAUUCUAUCACCAGGACGCUGGUCGGCCCUUAUCAGUGAAGGCAAACGGUCUGUCGCGUCCCAGUCGCAAAAAGCAGCAGCCCGUCGCAACCGGUAUGCGUGUGCCGUUUGCCUCAGAGGACGACGCGCUGCUGAAGGAACUCAAGGAGGAGGGCAAGCCAUGGGAUGAGAUCGCCAAGCGCUUCCCGGGCAGAUCUAAGGCGACUCUGCAGGUGCGGUACUCCACCAAGCUGAAGGACCGCGCCCCGUCGAGGCGGAAGUCGAAGCCUAGAAAACAUGGAUGCCGUUGA